CACCGUCGUACUUGUUUGCUAUCUGCUCAUUUGCUACUAUGUCGUCGGGCGGACCGCACCGUGGGUCACCCCUUUUACUUGUAAUCGAUGUUAAUUGCAUGCCUGAUCAAUCCGCUUGACAUUUCUCUCCGCACGCACGCCAGAUUUUCACGUCGGGUCCCCGAGUAUACGAACUCCGAAACGUACCAUCUGUUCUCCCUCUUCGCUAUGUCACUUCGCCGCUAGCGGCUAAAAAUACGGCGUUAUAAAUAGUCGGAAUCUAACGGAGUAUACGCGGGUGUAAGACAUGGAAGACCUACCUCCGCUUUUCUUCUACUCGAUCAGCGAUGGCUCUAAAUUGUCGAAGUUCCACCCGAAACUGCUACGCCAAUCUAAUUCGACUCAAUUUUGGAAUCGCGCCGCUCGUUCGUCUCAUUUAACCAUCUUUCGAAUCGCGAAAAUGGCGAGUACGCAGCUGCGAUAACAAAUAAAUGAAAUUUAAAUCUAAAAUAACAAAUUUUUAAGUUUAUAUUUCUGAUUUCACGUACACUAAGUAGUCCGAGACCGAAAUUUCACCUUUAACCAUAUUUAAGAAAGAAAAAUAAUUAUUGACUACUGUAAAUACUGAAUUGAAAGGAAUGAUUGAAAUAGAGAGGAGGUAUUGUCAUUUUAAAUAUUCCAUGGUAAUUUUCGACUGGCUUGGUCAUUUUAGCCAUUUUUGGACGAGUUCCAUCCUUUCAUCGAGGCCCUGCUGCCUUUCGUCAAGUCUUUUUCCUACACGUGGUUUAAUCUGCAAGCCGCAAAAAGGAAGUAUUACAAAAAACACGAAAAGCGAAUGUCCCUCGAGGAGGAGCGGCAGUGCAAGGAGGCUCUUCAGAAUGAGAAAGCGGAAGUCAAGCAGAAGUGGGCGUCCCGCUUGCUGGGUAAACUGCGAAAAGACAUUACUCAAGAGUGCCGGGAGGAUUUCGUGCUGAGUAUAACGGGGAAGCGUCCCGCUGUGUGUGUCCUAUCUAAUCCAGACCAGAAGGGCAAAAUGCGCCGAAUAGACUGCCUGCGCCAGGCCGACAAAGUUUGGCGUCUCGAUCUCGUUAUGGUGAUACUGUUCAAGGCGAUACCUCUCGAGAGUACGGACGGCGAGAGGUUGGAGAAGAACCCGGACUGCUCGCAGCCCGGACUGUGCGUUAACCCAUAUCAUAUUAACGUGUCGGUGAGGGAACUGGAUUUGUAUCUGGCCAACUUCAUCAACAGCCACGAAAUUUUAAGCGGUGUAUGUUACAAUAACAACAACAAAAAAGAAGAAGAACGGAAAAAUAAAGUUACAGGAUACACCCACAAUCCUUAUAACGGAGUAGUAUGUAAUGACAUUAUAUUAGCCACUGGAGUAUUUUCAUCAAAGGAAUUAUGGAAGUUAUCCAAAUCUUCGAUACUACACGAAUUGUCAGAUCCGCAACCCAACAUGAACAGUGUGAAACUGGAACAUCCUGCUUUCUAUUGCAAUAACUAUCCUGAACAAGGACCUGUCGUUGGGGACCGAUCGUCGUCUGUGGACGCAAUGGUUGUUUCAGCUACAUAUUCGAUGCCUCAGAAUACCACGUUAGUGUCUUCCAGUUCUCAAGCAAGUCCAAGCACGUUAUUCUACCAGCACAGUCCCGAACCUCACCACCAGCACCCGAACCAAGUAAAAUAUCCGGAAAAUGGUCACGACUCCCUCUCGGAUUUCGUCACCUUUGUUUGUCAGGAAACGGACAGCAACCAAAACGCACAGAUGCAAACUAACUUAUCGAGAAGUCCGAAACCGCAAUAUUUCCCUUCGACAAUGCUCCCACCGCCCCCCUUACCCCCGAUGGCUCGACCAGUGGCCAUCAUCCGAUCAACUGGAGACGUGACGAUGAGCGGAACUAACUCGCCUCCCGCCAGUAUAACGCCUCCAUGCAGCGAAGCUUCGCCGGCAGACGAAGUGCCGGAAAUAAGUUCUUCACCACCGUUGAGUCCUGGGAGCCACGAAAGGCGAAAAUCGCCUUCGCAGAGGAACUCGGUGCCCACGAGUAGUCCGUACUCCCCCAACAGAGACUAUUCCUUCAACCACUUCCACGGGCAGCCGGGACAUCUCUUCAGCUACCCCAGUAUGACAGGGAUGUCUGGCGUUAUCAGCCCUACGAACCUCAGUAUGUACUCACCCAGCGUGAGUACGUCGAGAGGUACCCCGCGUUCUAAUAGUAUACCGAGGUGGAGCACCCCUUUGUUCACGUUAGACCAGGAAGACUUCAAUAUGAUAACUCACCCUGCCAACCCCGAAACGAACGCGAUAAUCCUGAUGGACGAGGCGACGGCUGCAGCGUCAUCCACGGAACACACAGGACAGUGUUGUAACAGUGCAAACCUAAUGUGCGACGCGGACAGAUUUUUCCAAGCGAGCGACGCUUUAGAAAGUUCCGCUUCUCGGGAACAAGAUCAAUUACCACCACCAAAGUCGCCAUAACUUCGGAAAACAACGACAAACUGCCUUAUCAUCUUCUGCAGCUUUCUUGCCAAUUUAUGUGUGAUGAUUCUGUUGGAUUUUGAUAAUUUCUCGCGACUUUGUGCGCAUAUAGAGGCUGCUCAAGUAAAUGUAGAGGUGUAGAUUAGUUCUCAUGUAUACUCUAGGAUAGACGCCGGUGCCGAGACGAGCUGCGCGAACCUCCGCGAAGGACCGAUGACACACCUUCAACUUGGUCCUCUUGUCCUGGGCACCGUCAAUACGUUAGUUUCAAUAGCGCCCACUAACUUCGCCCCUGACAGUUCUUCGAUUUUCGCUCACGAUCCACGCGUUCCCGCAAAACCAAUAAAGAGCAUCGAAGCGUUUUCUCAGAUAUUUUUCGAGGUGCGUUUAGGAGACGCGCGGAUGCCGAAAAGAGAACGACAUUGUCAGGGGCCCCAUUUUGGUGGCGUGUUUCAAUUCCGUUCCUAUGUUGGGUAGAAUAUCCAGCGAUGCUUGUCUUCCACGGAUGUGCUUGUUGCGUGAACAAGCAGUGAGCUGGGUCUGUGCCUUAGUAUUACAAUAAUAUUGAUACUGUUACCGUAGCCUAGUUAGAAACGUUAUAAUCGAGCUUGCUCCGCUCAUCGUGCAGCCAGCUUCCCUGUAAAACAUCCCUUAUUCGACGCCUCACGUCACAAUCACGUCACCCUGCCUCGAAAGGGGUUUGCUUCACUUGGAAAAACACCAGUGACGUGCUUGAGAAUAACCAGCGCCAGGGGCGAGAGUAUAGGUGAGUUGAGGCUGCAAAAACGGCAUCAUAGUUCACAUGUAUAUAAUAUAUAUUUAUAUACUAUCGUACGUAAGGUUGCCACGAAAUGAAAAGCAUCUUAUCCUUCUCGCAAAAUCCAUACGGCCGCAACGUAAUACAGAUUAUGUUCGAAAAGAUAUCUUCCAGGUCGAUAAUUCGAGCGCUCCAUGCCAAAUUAUUACGAUUAAGUAAGGGGUUCUAAACCGAACAGGUCACUUUUUUUUUACGGAAAGUUUUAUAAUCGCAGAAAUUGCUCGAGUUGAAUUUUAAUUUGGUGGCGACUGCUCGUCGUAGGCUUCAAAAGGUAGGACGAGACGUGGGAUGCUUUUCGUAGUAGAUGGAUGAAAUUGAAUCUUACUGUGAUUGAGUACCUUUAAAGCAGCCGCGGCCGAGCGAAGGGCGCUACGGACAGGUCACGGGGCGCCCACAGGUCACGCUCCCCCCCGACUCCUUUAUUUCUAGUCACAUGCAGCAGAGUGACCCUGACUGAUGUACCUACUCCCUCCGCUCUUAUUAACAUGUUUACUCUACGGACACUCUGCAUUUCGUUUACUUCCCUUUACCCCCCCAAAAAAAAA
Messenger RNA from Anoplophora glabripennis (Asian longhorned beetle), 3820 nucleotides. RefSeq names its product nuclear factor 1 X-type (gene NfI). The record is from RefSeq and is a predicted model, not a curated record. Gene Ontology annotation, biological process: regulation of transcription by RNA polymerase II. Gene Ontology annotation, cellular component: nucleus. The transcript is spliced from 11 exons. Bases 815 to 2458 code for a protein of 547 amino acids. Gene Ontology annotation, molecular function: RNA polymerase II cis-regulatory region sequence-specific DNA binding; DNA-binding transcription factor activity, RNA polymerase II-specific. Lineage: Eukaryota; Metazoa; Arthropoda; Insecta; Coleoptera; Cerambycidae.